This is a messenger RNA of Xyrauchen texanus (razorback sucker), 2837 nucleotides long. RefSeq names its product DEAD (Asp-Glu-Ala-Asp) box polypeptide 31 (gene ddx31). Gene Ontology annotation, cellular component: nucleus. Gene Ontology annotation, biological process: ribosome biogenesis. The record is from RefSeq and is a predicted model, not a curated record. NCBI's taxonomy places the organism in Eukaryota, Metazoa, Chordata, Actinopteri, Cypriniformes, Catostomidae. Gene Ontology annotation, molecular function: RNA helicase activity; ATP binding; nucleic acid binding. The transcript is spliced from 20 exons. The coding region runs from base 202 to 2436 and encodes 744 amino acids.
CGCUGUACUGUUCGAAGAAAAACACGUGUGAAUCUUUACUCUCACAGCUAUCCAGGAUAAAGUGUUUUUGCAUGUUACUCGCAUUUUGAUGAACUGAGAAGCCUCACAUUUAAACGCAGGAUACUAAGCAGUGUGGCGUUAGCUACUAGUUUUUAAAGAUAUUAAUUAAUUUAGGCGUUAUAUGAUCUUCCGUAUAUUACCAUGGCCGAGGAUGUGAUAAUGCUCAACAUUUCUUCAAAUCCCUUUAACUUGCACAGAAAGAAAAAUAAUCAAAGAUCACCAUCAACAGCAGAGAAAUUGGUUUGGAAAAAUAAGGAAUCUUUGAAGAGGAAGGCAGUCUUUAAGCCACAGGAGAAUAGUGCCUCCAAACAGAGGAAGAUUAAUCAGACUAGUCAACAACAUACACAGAAGCAAAAGCUUCAAACCCACAGAAGCCCCUCUCGGAGGAAUAAUAAUAAUAAUAGAGACACAGAGGAAAGAAAGGACCAGAGAGAAGACUUUGCUGCAAAGUCCCCAUCAGAGAUGAAAAUAUCUCCAAAGAAAGGUUCUGAAGAGCAUAGAGACCAUGGCAGACCAUUUAUCAAGACCUCCUCUCUCUUCAGAAACAACCCAGAGAUCCCUGAUGUCCUUCGUCCUAUAGUGACUCAGGUAAAGGAGAAUGUCUUCACCAGUAACACGUUUGAGGAACUCAAUCUACAUCCUCAUUUGGUGGCAACUCUCCAUAAGGUCUUGAAUGUGACCAGUAUGACAAGUGUACAAAAACAAACUAUACCAGUGUUGAUGUCCGGCAAAGAUGCUGUAGUGCGCUCCCAGACUGGAUCAGGAAAAACAUUGGCUUAUGGAAUUCCAGUGGUGCAGUCCUUACAAGCAAUACAGCUUAAAGUGAAGAGAUCAGAUGGGCCUUUGGCUGUAGUGAUUGUUCCAACCAGAGAGCUUGCCCUGCAGAGCUUUCAGAUGUUCCAGAAACUUCUAAAACCGUUCACGUGGAUCGUGCCAGGAGUUCUGAUGGGAGGAGAGAAAAGGAAAGCAGAAAAAGCCAGAUUGAGGAAGGGCAUUAAUGUUCUAAUCUCGACCCCAGGCAGACUGGUUGAUCACAUCAAGAACACUCUCAGUAUUGCUUUCAGUGCUGUGCGCUGGCUCAUUCUGGAUGAAGCAGACAGGAUACUGGACCUGGGCUUUGAGAAAGAUCUGACUAUAAUUCUUAAUUCCUUGAAUGCCACUGGACUUGCCAGACAGAAUGUUCUGCUUUCAGCCACACUCACUGAGGGGCUGUCUCGCUUGGCCAGUAUCAGUAUGAACGACCCAGUGACCAUCCAUGUGUCAGAGGGGAGGGAGGAGACAGCUGAAGUGUGUCCCCAGGCGGUCCCUCAAGCUCUGUCAGACAGCUAUGCAGUGCCUGAGAGGCUACAGCAGCACAUGGUGGUUGUGCCCAGCAAGCUCCGCCUAGUCUGUUUGGCCACCUUCAUACUGGCCAAAUGCAAGAUUGAACAUGGACAGAAGCUGAUUGUGUUCAUGUCCAGCUGUGAGGCUGUAGAAUUUCUGCUCACUCUCUUCACUGCAGUCCUAUGUGAGAAGCCCAACACCACCUCAAACAAAUGUCUCAACUUCUACAGACUCCAUGGCAACAUGAAACAAGAGGAGCGCACUGAGGUUUUCCAGGAGUUCUCGCAAUGCAAGACUGGCAUUCUGCUGUGCACAGAUGUGGCUGCACGUGGAUUGGAUCUGACUCGUGUUACGUGGAUUGUACAGUAUAACCCUCCCAUCACUGCUGCGGAAUACGUUCAUCGUGUGGGGCGCACAGCACGGAUUGGAGCUCAGGGCAGCAGUCUGCUUUUCCUCACCCCCUCAGAGACCGCCUUUGUGGAUGUGCUGGCCAAUCAUAACAUCAGUUUGUCUGAGAUGAAGAUGUUGGACCUUUUAUCCACUCUGAUGCAGGACGAGCGCUUCAAAGGCAGAGGCAAAUGGAACAGUAAGAGAUCAGCCACUGAAUUUGAACAAGAGGUGCGGGAGAGAGCCACCGUUCUACAGACUGAAUUUGAGAAUUAUGUUCAUGCCAAUAAUGAGUCGCUGCAAAUAGCUAAGAGUGCACUGCAGUCUUUCCUGAAAGCAUACACCACCUACCCCUCCAGUCUGAAACACAUCUUCCACAUCCACAGCCUGCACCUGGGCCAUGCUGCUAAGAGCUUUGGCCUGAGGGAUGGACCCCAGGGUCUGACCAGCUCCAUCACAACUAAUCCUGCCAACAGCAAAGACAAGAAGAAGGGCAAAGACAAAGCAAAGAGGCCUCCCAGGAAGCUCACAACGAAAGAGCGAGUGUCUAAUCUUAUGUGCUCCGAGUACGUCAGCGGGAUAGAGGGAGAAUCUAAGUCUAAGAAGAAGAGGAAAAAGAAGAAAGCUCAAACAGAGAAAGAGGAAUCUACUCCUGCAUCAAGAUAAAGCUGUAGGAGCUAUGCAAGAUGCUGUUUUCAGCACAGAAAUGCUGAGGUCAGAGCCCUCACGUCCAGGUGGAUUCUCAGGGUUGAACUCAGAGGUGUCCUUACACAGAGUGUAAUGUUUUUACCUCUAACAAUGCAUGACCGGUCAGUAGCAUUGUCUGAAAAUGUACUCCACGCAAAAACGUCAAUGCAGAUGGUAAAAUAAGAAAAUGAUUAUUGGAUUGAAAUGUGUUUGGAAUAUUUUAUUGGUCUGAGUUCCCCAGAAUCACUUUUGACCUGCAAAUUAAUUAUUAUAAAUGUGGUUUCAUAAAUAUGGCUUGUGGUAUCUAUUUAAACAAUUAUGAUUUACAUGAAAAAGGUUGCUUUCUUGUUGUCUUCACAUCUAAAUGUUGCCAAAAUGCA